This is a messenger RNA of Fukomys damarensis (Damara mole-rat), 4815 nucleotides long. It is a transcript of the gene Snapc4, whose product is annotated as small nuclear RNA activating complex polypeptide 4. The coding region runs from base 107 to 4093 and encodes 1328 amino acids. The transcript has 25 exons. The record is from RefSeq and is a predicted model, not a curated record. Lineage: Eukaryota; Metazoa; Chordata; Mammalia; Rodentia; Bathyergidae.
UUCCGCCGCAGCCGGAAGCGUUGCGUCUGCGGUCGCCUGGGCGACGGAGCUUCUCGUAGGACCUAGGAGAUCGGCGUGCUGGGGAGGCACGCUGCAGGUACAAGUCAUGGACAUAGAUGCUGAAAGAGAGAAAAUAUCGAAGGAGAUUAAGGAGCUGGAAAGGAUUUUGGACCCCAGCUCCUCCAGCAUCCCCGUGGACAUCUCAGAAUCAAGUCUUGAUUCAGAUUCUGAUGCCGAAUCGCUGCCUCCGGAGGAUUUGGAAGUCGCUGGCCCCCGAGUCUUGGCAGAAGAGAGGUGGGGUGAAGCCAGCGAUGACGAGGAGGACCCCAAGGAUAAAGCCCUCCCUGAGGACCCCGAGACCUGUCUGCAACUGAACAUGGUCUACCAGGAGGUCAUCCAGGAGAAGCUGGCCGAGGUCAGCCUGCUGCUGGCCCAGAACCGGGAGCAGCAGGAGGAGAUCCUGUGGGGCCUCUCCGGAUCCCAAGGCCCCAGGGUGAAGGACGGCCAAGGCCUGGCCCCACACAUGUACAUGGGACACUUCAUGAAGCCAUAUUUUAAGGACAAGGUCACCGGAGUGGGGCCUCCUGCCAACGAAGAUACCCGGGAGAAAGCUGCCCAGGGAAUCAAGGCUUUUGAGCAGCUCCUGGUGACCAAGUGGAAGCACUGGGAGAAGGCCUUGCUCAGGAAGUCAGUGGUGAGCGACCGCCUGCAGCGCCUGCUCCAGCCCAAGCUGCUGAAGCUCGAGUACCUGCGCCAGAAGCAGAGCCAGGUCUCCAGUGAGCCAGAGAGGCAGGCCCUGGAGGAGCAGGCCAGGUGUGCGGAGCAGGAGAUCCAGGAUAUUAACCAGCUCCCAGAGGAGGCCCUGCUGGGGAACAGGCUGGACCCCCACGACUGGGAGAAGAUUUCCAAAAUCAAUUUUGAAGGUGGCCGCAGCGCAGAGGAGAUCCAGAAGUUCUGGCAGAGCUCUGAGCACCCGAGCAUCAACAAGCAGGAGUGGAGCGUGGAGGAGGUGGGGCAGCUGAUGGCCAUCGCUGCCACACAUGGCCACCUGCAAUGGCAGCUGGUCGCCGAGGAGCUGGGGACCGGCCGCAGCGCCUUCCAGUGCCUGCAGCAGUUCCAGCAGCACAACAGAGCCCUGAAGCGCAGGCAGUGGACAGAGGAGGAGGACCGCAUGCUCACGCAGCUGGUACAGCAGAUGCGCCUGGGGAGUCACGUCCCCUACCGCAAGAUUGUUUACUACAUGGAAGGGAGAGACUCCAUGCAGCUGAUCUACCGGUGGACCAAGAGCUUGGAUCCUAACCUGAGAAAAGGGUUCUGGGCCCCAGACGAAGAUGCUAAACUGCUACGAGCAGUUGCUAAGUAUGGGGAGCAGGACUGGUUUAAGAUCCGGGAGGAGGUGCCAGGCCGGAGCGAUGCCCAGUGCCGAGACCGGUAUCUCAGGAGGUUACAUGUCAGCUUGAAGAAGGGGCGAUGGAACGCGGAAGAGGAGGCGCAGCUGAUGGAGCUGAUAGAAAAGCACGGUGUUGGUCACUGGGCAAAAAUUGCCUCUGAACUCCCCAACCGGUCCGGCUCCCAGUGUCUGAGCAAGUGGAAGAGCAUGGUUGGGAAGAAGCAGAGGGUGCAGAGGCGGCGGCGGCGGCGGCUGCGCCCCAGCAUCCAGUGGAGUUCCAGCAGCAGUGGUGGCAGCAGUGAGGACAGCGACGGCAUCUGCAGUGGCAGCAACAGCAGCAGUGGGGACUCUGAGGAUUCUGAGGCGGAGCCGGAGGAGCCCCAGGAGGCAGGCAGCGUGCCGCCAUCCCCGCAGUACGUGGUGCCCAACAUGGACCUGUGGCUUCCUGCCCGGCAGAGCACCAGCCAGGACCCUGAAGCCGCCCCAACAGCCCUGGCUCCUGGGGAGACCACGAGACAGGCGCAGGCAUCCUCUGGGGUCCACAGCACCCACUCAGCGGACUCCCCCCGCACGAGCCUGGGGCAGGCAGCCCCUGAGGGUGGGCAGCGUCUGCUGACAGUGCCCCUGGAGAUGGUGCAGAGGGUGCUCAGGACCAACACGGCCGCCCAGAGCUGCACACUGAAGGAGAGGCUGAGGCAGCUGCCACUGCCUGGCUCACCCCCUGGGCCUGGCCCAGGUGACAGCGAGGAUGGGCCCCACCUGCGGCAGCUGUGGCAUGGAACCUUCCAGAACAGACAGCAGCGCCGGAGACGUGCUUUGCACCGGCGGCUCCUGGAGCGCAGGCUACUGCUGGCUGUGACGCCCUGGGUGGGCGACGUCACCCUGCCCUGCGUCCAGGCUCCCCAGAGACCUGAGGUGGCACGGAUUCGAGCCGAUGGCAUCAAGACACAGUUGGAGCGAGUCCACCUGGCCAGCACCCCCGUGUUCACACUCUGCAUGCAGCUGAUGCAGAUCGAUACUGCUGGCUGCAUGGAGGUUGUUCGAGAGAGAAAGACACAGCUGCCCACGCCGCCCCUACCUGGUGCCCAGGGCCCCCCACCACAUCCUCUGCAGGUGCCCUCUGGAGCCCUGGCCCCCCCAGGUUGCCGCCCUCACCACGUGCCACCUCGGGAUGCUGCACAGAGCACAGACUCAAGGAGCACAGAGCUGAAGCCCUGCCAGGCCAAGUCCCCCUCUGCCCGAGCGCCCAUGCUGGCCCCACAGGGCCCCCGGCCCAGGCCGAAGACUGUGUCACAGCUGCUCCGCGAAAAACGGCUCCGCGAGGCCCCUGCCAGGAAGGCCACCCUGGGCCCCGUGGCUCUUGCCCCACAGCUGCUCAUCUCCUCGUCUGUGGUCCUCCAGCAGCCCCUCCCGCCAGCCCGCCAGAGUCCCCCGGCCCUGAGUCCCACCAUCUCAAGCACAGGACUCUCUGGGUCCGUGGCCCCCACAGCAGCCAGCACCGGUGCUUCUGGCUCCCAGCAGGAGCUGGGGACUUCAGCCAAAGAUGAGGACCAGCGCCUGCCUGCCUUACGAGCCCUGUCACUCGCUCCCACCCUGGGCUCUGGCCAGGUCCCUGCGGGCCGCCCUUUGAGCAGUCUGGGACAGUCUCAGGCCCCCACCACGACCCGGAAGCCAGGCCUGCCCGAGGUCCCACGCUUCCUGCCUGCAGCCCCCAGCCCUGCUCAGCUGCCCAUGCAGCCCCUCGGACUGACACCCGCCCUGACCACCAGCAUCCCCUUGCCUGUCACCUGGGUGCUCACGGCCCAGGGGCUGCUCCCUGUGCAGGUGCCUGCCGUGCUGGGCCUCCCCAAGCAGGGGGAAAUGCCCGCCCCCCGCCAGGUGCCAGCACCACCGCCACCUCCCACUGAGACACCUGCUCCCACUCAUCAGCUCCUGGCCAGUGUGGGCACCGAAGCAGCCCCUUCAUCCAGGACAGACCCCUCGGGCCCCCCAGCGUGCCCCCUGCCCCAGACUUGCACAGAAGCAUGUGCUGACCUAGGAGUCCUUGGAGAGGCCCAGGUGGCCCGGCCGGCAUCAGUGCCCAGGAUGACCUCCCAGGCCGACAGCCCUGAAACGGGGGCCCUGCGGCCUGGUCAACUGCCUGCUGGUGAUGGCUCCAGCCCCAGGAGGGAGCCAGGAGGGGUGGCGGUGGCAGGCAGCGGGCCUCUGGGCCUAGAGAGGCCACCCCUGCCUGGGCCUGAGAAGCGGGCCCUGGACCUGGGCCUGCUUUGCCUGGACAAUGAGGCGGCCACGUGGGAGGCCGGGCCUGCAGCGUGGCAGGCCUCACUGGAGCUGGUGCGGAGGCAGCUGCAGGACAACCCAGCCUACCUCUUGCUGAAGGCACGGUUCCUAGCGGUCUUCACCCUCCCUGCGCUCCUGGCCACUCUGCCCCCUGACGGCGUCCCCACCACCCUCUCGGCAGCCACAAGGUCAGGCCCUGAUGACGAGGACCUGAGUGGGCUGGAGCCUGAGGACGGGGACAGGGACGAGCGGCCACACUGCACACCCCAUGGGACACAGGCCGGGUCGGCACCCAGGAGCCCCGUGCAGGGAACCCCAAGCUCUGGCGAGGGCCUCGUCUCCUGCCUGGAUGCCUCUGACGACCUGGAUGUACUCAGGACCCGGCAUGGCCGGCACGCCCGGAAGCGGAGGAGGCAGCAGUGAGCACAGGACAAGGACUCCUGGGGCCCAGAAGCCCAUGCCUGGCACCAGCAGAGGCAAGGCCACCCCACCCUGAAGAGGACGCAAUCAGAGGCCACGCACUGCUGGCCACAGACUGAUCUCUCCACAUGGUAUCCAAGCCGUCUCAGCUGGGCCCUAGCAGGAGUCUGGUGUUUGAAGGAACAAACUAAAUGCCAUUUUUUAAUUAAAAGCAGGACAGACUUUUGUGGUUUUGUUUUGAGCACUGGGCAGCGUGCCCAUCUCAGGCUGCCAGCCUGGGCCUCUGUGGUCACCACAGUCAGCUCUGGGGGUGUUCCUGGCACUACCACGGGAUUCUCACAGCCUCCCACACCCUGGCCACCUCCCAGCACCUCGUGGAGCAUGGGGAGGUGGGGAGGACAGGAGUGGCCAUGGCGCUGCCCACACCUUGCCCAGCUGGCUCCCCAGAGCCAUAGUCGGUGGCUUCCUGCAGCUGGCAGCAGCUCCCUUCCCCUCUGAAUUCCUUCUGUGCUGGCACCACGUGGUGGGGGCCAGGCCGCGGCCCCUCCACCUGCCCUUCCCUGUGAUGCGGGCACCUGUGUAGUCCCAGCCCGAGGCUCCUGCAGACUUCCACUCGGCUUCAGCAGUUGUCAGCUGCUGGGUGCCCUUCCAGGGCCUGUGCCCUCUGCCAAGCACCUGCUGUCCUUGGGACUUCCUUUGCCUGUGGGGUUUUAGAGGUUUCUUCA